AUCAACUUGCCGAGUACCGCCGAGUCUGCCUGCCAUCAGGAGUUACAGGUUCCUCUCUGCUCUAAUACUGCCAUGUGCCAGUAGUGAUAAUUUUAUAUUGUAUGAAGAGAAAUAAUUAAUCCUCAAACUGCUGAAAGUUGCUGGACGACUAAAUUCGUAAGAGAAGUUAAAUUAUAUAUAAUGAAACGAACGAGAACAGGUGCGAGGAAUAACAAAAAUGAAAACGAUAAUGCCGAAGAUACCAAAAUUCAAUCGACGCUGGUGGCAUCGGAAAAAACAAAACUAAACCUCAAGUCACUACGAAGUACUGAAAAUGCAUACUAUAUGGCGGAUACUCAGACUACCGCAUUUUCUAAAAGGUCCAGAAGUUCGCAGAAAGAAACGGGGACUCAUAUUGAAAAAACAGAGAAGGAGUUCAAGCGAAAAAAAGUCGUGGAUUUGCAGAUGAUGAAGGCAGAAUUAAGUCAAUUAGAAGAUCCUCCUAUUACACUCUGGGAUAAGAAAUUGUCUUCCAGUCGAUUGCAGUAUAAGUUCUUUGACAUUCCCUGCGAAGAGCUUGCGCAGCACCUAUUAGGAAAAGUAUUAGUGAGAUAUCUCGAGAAUGGAACCAUCCUUAAGGGUAGGAUCGUAGAGACCGAGGGAUAUUUAGGUGCGAUUGAUAAAGCGUCGCACUCUUAUCAAUACAAAAUCACCCCUCGCAAUUUGCCGAUGUACAUGCCGCCAGGGACCAUUUACAUUUACAUGACGUACGGCAUGUACCAUUGCUUUAAUAUCUCUAGUCAAGGUGACGGAUGCGCGGUACUGGUGCGAGCGGUCGAGCCGUUAGAGGGUGUGGAUUGCAUGGCUGAUCAGCGUAAUACAUCAAAGAUAAGGAAAGUCAAUCUAAAGCCACACGAACUGUGCAAUGGCCCCUCGAAACUCUGCAUGGCUUACCAACUUAGCAAGCAGCACAACAAAUACUCUCUUUGCACAUGGAAAGGUUUGUGGAUCGAGGACGAUGAUAUGUCGAAGGAUAUCAAGAUCGUCAAAUCCGCCAGGAUCGGAAUCGACAGCUGCGGUCCUGAAUGGGCCAACAAACCGUUGCGCUAUUACAUUUUGGGCAAUAAGUCUGUCAGCAAAAAAGAUAAAAAAGCAGAAAUGGAAAUCUUAACUGCUCAAAACUGAUUAUUUCGUCAAAUCUAUAUGCUUUUACGUAAAAAAGCCGAUAUAUUAAAUAUAAAAACAUUUGGAUAUAUCUGUAUAUGUUUCAUAUAUAUAUAUAUAUAUAUAUAUACACAUAUAUAUGAAAAAAGAAUAUAUAUAUUAUUAAUAAAAUAAAUUAGAAAAUCCAACUGCUGAAGAGAAUAAAUAUUAUUAUUAUUAUUAAAAAAUCCAUCAUUUGGAUAGUGAGUUAUAAUUAGAUAAUCAUUAAAUACAAGUUUUUCAUCAAAGAAAUGAUUUAUAAUUAUGUAUUCUAUUUUCAUUUUUUUAUUGCUAAAAUACUUUACCAGUGGCCUCUUAAUUUAUUCAUAUUUUGGUGAAAGACUGAUAUUUUAAGCUGAUAAUCCACAUGAUAAAUUGUUAUUUAUUAAUACAAAAUUGUAUAAUGUUAACAAAAAUUAAUAUUAAUACAAUAAAUUAGGUUGUAACGUAACAAUUAUUUUUCUGCGAAUUAAAAAAAUUUGUUAAUUAUAAAAUUAUCAAUAAAUUAUUGUAUGCUGCGGCGAGACAUUGGCAAUCAAAAUCUUGAUGACAUAUAUUCAAAUGUAUACAUAUUUCUGGCAUGUAAAUAAAUUAUUCAUCUUGGCAUCGA
This is a messenger RNA of Monomorium pharaonis (pharaoh ant), 1792 nucleotides long. Its product is annotated as DNA-3-methyladenine glycosylase. The transcript has 5 exons. Bases 181 to 1164 code for a protein of 327 amino acids. The record is from RefSeq and is a predicted model, not a curated record. NCBI's taxonomy places the organism in Eukaryota, Metazoa, Arthropoda, Insecta, Hymenoptera, Formicidae. Gene Ontology annotation, biological process: base-excision repair. Gene Ontology annotation, molecular function: alkylbase DNA N-glycosylase activity; DNA binding.